Messenger RNA from Colletotrichum phormii, 717 nucleotides. RefSeq lists its product as uncharacterized. The transcript has 3 exons. The coding region runs from base 154 to 459 and encodes 101 amino acids. The record is from RefSeq and is a predicted model, not a curated record. Lineage: Eukaryota; Fungi; Ascomycota; Sordariomycetes; Glomerellales; Glomerellaceae.
UCCCCGCAUCCCCUCCUCACUUCCGCUUAUAAGCCGUUGAUCUAUCCACUACCAAGCCAGUCGAGGAAGGCCAAAGUUUCAUCUUGAACCAGCAGGUUGCACUUACUCUGAGACUAUUUUUUCUUCAAAACGAGGACACAAGGAGCGGAAAAGAUGACCAAGACAGGAAAAGCAAAGGCCGUCGUGAACGGCACCACGCUCGCCGAGGCGACGGAGUGGGAAGAGGUCGAGGGCAACGUCUACUUCCCGCCCUCGGCGGUCAAGACGGAGGCGUUUGAGAAGACGGAGACGACUACGUUUUGUCCUUGGAAGGGGACUGCGAAUUAUUACUCGGUUAACGUUGGAGAUGACAAGUUGAAGGACGCGGCUUGGUAUUAUCCUACGCCCAAGGAUGGGGCUAAGGAGAUUAAGGACCAUGUUGCCUUUUACAAGAGUAAGGUGACUGUUACUGUUGAGUAGGAGAUCUUGGAUGUUGAGAGAGAGCUGAGCUACGUGAGCUACCAAGGGGGAUGCUAAAGACCGUCAGACAUCGAAGGUAUUAGGCAGAUCAACAACUCAGAGCCGUAUCCCUUCUCAAUCUAGUGACUCAUAUGUAUUGCUCCUUUAGUUCGGAUCGACGGGAUGUCGUCGGCGUGCCCCACUUUCAAAAUAUACUAUCAUGAUAUCUCACCUCAGGAAGGAAAGAGCGAGGGUAUGGAAGUCACAAAAACAGCAAAA